Molecule: messenger RNA, 1140 nt
Organism: Symbiodinium natans
Lineage: Eukaryota; Dinophyceae; Suessiales; Symbiodiniaceae
Source: the annotation of a GenBank genome assembly
AUGGAGGAAGAUAGUACAGACAACUACCGUGUGAAGGACAUCAUCUUCUUCGGUGCCCCGCGUCGCAUUCUGUUGCAAAGCAAGAAUGGGCCGUGCCCCCUCCUUGCAAUUUGCAAUGUCCUCCUGCUACGCAACGUUUUGAAGAUCAACCCGGACACUAGAUAUGUCACUUUCAUGGAGUUGGUUCAGAUGGUGUCGGACUGGUUGUUCGAAGCCAACUCCAAAGACAGUGGUGGGGACAGUUCGCGGGCUGCCAAUCUUCGAGAGAGUCUCAACUCUUGCCUUGAAGUCUUGCCAAAGCUCAAUGUUGGCCUUGAUGUUAACUGCCGCUUUGGAGGCGUGGUUGACUUCGAGUACACGCAGGAAACGACGGUGUUUGACAUGCUAGACAUUGCUCUUUUCCACGGAUGGAUCAUUGCGGAGGAGGACACCCGGUCGCAUCAGGUGUUGGGCCAUCUCUCCUACAAUCAGGUCGUGGAGAAGCUCAUAGCUUAUGAGGAGUUGCAGCAAAAAGUCAGUGAUGAUGGAGGCCAGCCAAGUGCUGAGACGGAAAAGAUUCUGGAAGAGGGGCUGCUGAUCAAGGAGUUCCUGGACCGUACCCAGACCCAAAUUUCUCAAGAAGGCCUUGUGGCUCUGCGUCAAGCUGUUCGGGAACGACAGCUAGCUGUCUUUUUUCGCAACUCUCAUUUCAACACGAUGCUCAAGUUUGACGGUCAGCUGUAUUUGCUAUGUACUGACAUUGCUUUUGCCAACUCGGAGGUGCUCUGGGAACGAUUUGACAAGGUUGAUGGUGACACGGAUUAUGUUGAUGCAGAGUUCGGUGCUGGACAGCAGGCAGCAGACGCCGUUGGAGAGGUGUAUGUGCCUGGAUCGAUGGAGGAUGCAGAUGCGCAGCUGGCUUGGCAGAUGAUGCAGGAGGAUCUCCGUGCACAGCAGGAGGAGGAAGCCUUUGUGCAGGCGCAAGAGGCAGCUUGGCAAGAAGCACAGGCUGCUGCCAAGGCGCAGCCGCGGCCGAAGCCCAAUCCAAAGGCGAAAGCUGCGCCUGCUGCCGCAACUGCGACUGCGGCUGCAUCAGCUGCAACUUCUUCUACAGAAGGUGGAAAGAAGAAGAAGAGUGGAAAGUCGUGUGUGCUGCAAUGA